CCGCGAGUCGUCUCGUACUCCCCUCCUCACCCUCACACAGAGAGAAGCGACUCGGCUGGAGGAGCGGUGCGCCAAAAGCAGCGGGAGAGGUGCUGAGGCAAACACUCAGGAUGGAGAAGGACUCUCCAUUCAAGCCAUCGGUAGCUGAGCUGGCUGGAAGGUUCAGAGGUCAUGUUCUGCCAAGCCCACCUCAAACGAUGAGGCUAAUUCGAAGAAGACCCCCGUGUUCCCUGAAGCUGCAGAGUCAAAAAGAUGACGGUGAGGAAUCUGACAAGCCUGCCAUCAUCUCCCCGAACCCUUUCAAGAUCAAGAUGAAGAACUCCCCCAUCAUCGAGAAGCUGCAGGCCAAUCUGGCUUUGUCGCCCACUGCCCUUCUGCCCUCUCCCAAGAGCCCCGACGUGAAACUGCAGCCAACGCCGCUGACCCCCGCCACCCCCUGCGGCCCCCUGUGCCCCAGCACACAACCCUCACGGCAGUCCAGCGAAGAAGAGGAGCCGGUCAGCUUCGAGAGUCCACCUGAAGGCGCCCCACUACUGAGCAUCAACAAGACCCGCGCACGGCUGUCAUUCAAGAGGCGCCUGCCAACGAGACAACACAGGAGGUCAGGCGGAGACUUUGGGCGCAGUCUGUCCCCAUGUGAACUGCACAGCCCGAGCGAAAACAGCCACGAGGACGGGGUUUUUGAUGACCCGGAGGAGGAGUGUGAACGAGGGAGCUCACCCACCGACGCAGCGACUCUGAGAGAACCCGAAGAGACGGAUUUGGACUGUGCAAAGACUGAGGACAAAGUGACAGAGAGCGCUCUUACCCAAAGAGGGGGUCCAGAUUCGCCAGAGGAGUCGGACCCUUUGGGAGGAACACGGGCCGAGGAGGCCGAGGGGCAAGAUGCAGAGUCUUGCUCGGCUGAGCCGAUAGAGGGGACCAGCUACACAGAAAAGAAGAGCCCUCGGGAGGAGGCAGCCAGAGGAGAAGGGAAGGAGAAGGUGUAAACUGUGAAUGUUUACUGUAGCUACAUGGCAAAAGAAAACCAAAUAUAUAAAUGCUCCAGGGUUAUUCUUUUUUUUUUAAUAAAGAGAUCUCAUUGAUAAUACCGAGAUUAUAAGGUAACACUGUAUAUGGAUUGUUUUGGAUUUUAUCUCUUGGUACCCUUCUCAGUUUAAAUUGGAUUUUUAUCACGUCUGUCUCCCUCUGCUGGUCAUCUAUGGGAAAGGUCUGGAAAAGACGGAGCCCAACAGAGGGGAGAAGUGUCCAACAGUAUCUAUUUGCAGACUGUACAACAGGGGCGUAACAUACCAGAUACGCCCCCAAAGUGCAACACACACCCACUUCAGUAGAAGAAACGCCCAUUUAUCCGCUCACCCCCCCCUCCCAUUUCAGGGCGUAACUUUUAGCAGGAAUCAAAGAAAGUUGAAUCAGUUCAUCUGGAUACGCUUAUACUGAUGGAUUAUUGAGCAUGCAUAAAGGCAUUUAGGAAUGCCAUCACUUGACCUAACCUUAACCUCGGG
Lampris incognitus (smalleye Pacific opah) is the source of this 1505-nucleotide messenger RNA. RefSeq lists its product as uncharacterized. The record is from RefSeq and is a predicted model, not a curated record. The transcript has 6 exons. Bases 111 to 989 code for a protein of 292 amino acids. Lineage: Eukaryota; Metazoa; Chordata; Actinopteri; Lampriformes; Lampridae.